Molecule: messenger RNA, 832 nt
Organism: Microstroma glucosiphilum
Lineage: Eukaryota; Fungi; Basidiomycota; Exobasidiomycetes; Microstromatales; Microstromataceae
Exons: 2
Coding region: 322-663 (113 amino acids)
Source: RefSeq, a predicted model, not a curated record
CUGCCUUUGUGCGGAUCUACACUUUCUCUCCUCGCCCUUGUCGAAGGGCUUGUACCACAGCCAGCCCAGUGGACCCUUUCCUCAUGGCCGGGAUUCGCGCGCACGCAGGCACCCCACGCAGACACGCAUGCGACCGACUCGCCGCCGCCGGCAAAGCGGAGCGACGUCACCUGUCGGCGGGUGGAGGGCGUGUGCCGGGGAAUACUUAAUCCGCAUUCACAGGUCUCAGUAGGCACUUGGCCAUCAUCCAUCCAACACCAACACAUUGUCUACCACCACACUUCUGCAUUCACGCCUUACCCACAUUCUUUUGCACACAUUAUGUCGUCCACAAACUCUGGAAGCACCACUGGCAACUCGGCCGGCGAGGGAGCAGGAAAUGCCAUCAAGGGCAUCUUCAACACCGCUCACGGCGCAGGCGAGACCAUCCGUGGCAACAUCAACUCCUUCCUCGACCAGGGAGGUGAGGCUCUCGCCGGUGGCUCCAGCGACGAGCAAGCUGCGCGCCAGUCCUCUACCACUGGUGGAUCUGGACAGACGACGCAGGACCACGACUCGGUAGCCCAGAAUGGUCUGCAGGAGAUCAAGAAUGGAUUGAACCAGCUGGGUGGGGGCAGUGGUAGCACUACGAGCUCGUCGACGAACAACACGACGGCAUCCUAGAGUGGAGGGGGAUUAAUUCGAAUAUUAUACCACUGUUAGAAGCCUAGGUGGCAAUGCAAUAUUGUGACGUCGCUUGGCUCAUUGAAUACUAUCCUUGUGCAUUGGAACAAGCGCCUGACCUGUAGUCUAGUCAAAUCCUCUAUACGAGGUUGAGUCAACGUCGUGUAUU